Messenger RNA from Panicum virgatum (switchgrass), 2256 nucleotides. Its product is annotated as QWRF motif-containing protein 2-like. The transcript is spliced from 6 exons. Gene Ontology annotation, molecular function: microtubule binding. The coding region runs from base 134 to 1858 and encodes 574 amino acids. NCBI's taxonomy places the organism in Eukaryota, Viridiplantae, Streptophyta, Magnoliopsida, Poales, Poaceae. Gene Ontology annotation, biological process: spindle assembly; centrosome cycle. The record is from RefSeq and is a predicted model, not a curated record. Gene Ontology annotation, cellular component: cytoplasm; centrosome; nuclear microtubule.
CCUUCCGCUGCCGUGCGGUGCGGCGUCGGCUCCGCACCCCCUCCCCCCCAUCUUGAAACGAAACGAAACCCCUCCCUCCCUCAAACCCCAGAGGCCCAAAAACCACCGGGAGAUUCCGCGAGAUCUGAGCGCCAUGGUGGCCGCCGGGGCAGCAGCGGCCGCGCCCCGGCUCAACCCGUCGCCGUCCCCGCACCGCCGCCGCGCGUCCUCCGCGCUCUCCCCGGCCAAGUCCAACGCCAACGCCGGCGACGCGCGGCCCAAGCCCAAGGCCAAGGCCGUCUCGUCCCGCUACCUCCUCGCGCCCUCCUCUAGGUCCACAUCCACCUCCACCUCGACCUCGACCUCCACCACCACCACCACCACCUCCUCGAGCUCCAACUCCACCUCGACCUCGGCCUCCACGCCCUCCCGCCGCUUCGCGUCGCCGCUGCCGAGGCGCUCGGUCUCCGUCGACCGCCCGCGCCCGGGACCCGCGGCCAAUGCUGCCGUCGGGGAGGCCGGGGGGCCCAAUGCGGGCGUGGCUUCGGCGGCGGGGGCCAUCACGCCGGAGAGGAGGCGGCCUGCUAUGGGGACAGUGCCGGAGAGGGGGAAGGGGUUUGAGGCGGGGCAUAGCCACCACAGAUGGCCAAUGUCGGCGAGGUUCUCGCAGGGGUUUGAGGGAAAUCCGCUUACCAAAAGCUUGGAUUGCUCUUUGCGCAAGAGGGACGCGGCUGUCCUUGCUGCUGUCCGGUCGUUGCGGCAGUCCAUGGUGUUUGAGGAGGGGGUUCGGCGUUCCUCGUUCGAUGGUGGGGACUACCUGAUGUCGUCUGACACAGAGAGUGUGUCGUCUGGGAGCAAUUCAGGGUCUCAGGAUGCAAGCAUUGGCAUUUCCCAUAGAGCACGCCCGUCGCCUAAGGGGAUGGGUGUGCCAGCACGGUUCUUGCAGGAUGCUGCCGCCAGCAGGUCGCAACGAUUUGCAGAUCCAGGCACGCCAUACCUGCCGUAUACCUCUGGGUUGGCUGCAUCUCCCAGGACAGCGCCUGUCAAGAAAUCACUGUUAAAUGGCUUUGUUUCAUCCCCUCUGAACAGACCAAUCAGGCAAUCUUCACCAAGUAAGCUUACAGGUAAUCCAUCGAGGAGGAUGUCAAGCCCAUCACGGGCGAGAAACUCUGUGGGGUCAGGCACUUCAUCAUGGGAUCAUCAGGGAAGAAGUUCAUCUGGUUAUGGUUUGGAUGGUGAAGUAAGGAGGAGGUGGCAUGGGGGUAGCAAAGUUGACUGUGAGCACCUAUUGAGAAUUUUGUCCAAUCGACAUUUGCAGUGGCGGUGUGUGAACGCACAGGCUGAUGCUGCACUUGCUGCACAGAAACUUACUGCAGAGAAAUACUUAUCCGAUGCAUGGAUUACUACCCUAGGGAUGCGUAAAUCUGUUGCUCUUAAGAGGUUCCAGCUACAGUUAUACCGAAACAAUUGGAAACUCAUGACAGUUCUAAAGGGACAGAUGGCAUAUCUUGAGGAAUGGUCUAUACUAGAGAGGGACUAUGCAGAUUCUUUAUCUGGAAUUGUGGAUGCUCUUACUGCCAGCAUUUUGUGCCUCCCUGUUACUGAUGGAGCAAAGGCUGAUAUCCAAGAUGUGAAAAAUGCCGUUGGCUCUGCUGUUGAUAUCAUGCAAACAAUAGGAAGUUCAAUAUGUACUUUAUUGGAUAAGCUGGCUGGAACAAGUAUUUUGGUCUCUGACCUUUCCAAAGUUGCUAUCCAUGAGCGCACUCUAAUGGAGCAGUCCAGAGAAUUGCUGUCCACACUUGCAACAAUGCAUGUCAAAUACUGUAGCCUACAAGGGCAGAGAGUACAGACAACUGACAAGAGGUCCAUGCAUUCUUAGCAAUGUCACUAUAACCCCACUAACGGAAGAAUGUAGGUGCAAUUGCAAAAUUCUGGUGGUGGCUUGGAUGGUGCCCACUAAGCAAUCUGACUCUGAAGAUGCUAUCUAGUCUAGUUCCAGCGGUCUAUAUAUGGUCCUCUAGUUCUGAGUGCUGAGUUGAUGUAUGCUAGAAAGAGCAGAAGUGCAGAACAGAUGGAAUGCAAUGUAUAUAGAUGUAUCUCAUUUUGUUGGUUUUAGCUGAGGAUUAGGUCAGAUGCUAACUAGCUAGAUUGGGCUCGUUUUGUUCAUCAGAUGACUAAUGACCACCAGGGCAAUGCAAUAUAACUUCUAGCAGUACACUAGCUUGUUCGCCUUCGAAAGAAACAGAUGUUGACUUUGGAGUAUCAUGGCUUCUUGUU